Messenger RNA from Petromyzon marinus (sea lamprey), 2359 nucleotides. It is a transcript of the gene SPTLC1, whose product is annotated as serine palmitoyltransferase long chain base subunit 1. NCBI's taxonomy places the organism in Eukaryota, Metazoa, Chordata, Hyperoartia, Petromyzontiformes, Petromyzontidae. Gene Ontology annotation, cellular component: endoplasmic reticulum. The record is from RefSeq and is a predicted model, not a curated record. Gene Ontology annotation, molecular function: serine C-palmitoyltransferase activity; pyridoxal phosphate binding. Gene Ontology annotation, biological process: ceramide biosynthetic process; sphingosine biosynthetic process.
UGACGUCACUAUGUGACGUCAUCGCUUCCGCCUGGUCGCCGAGGCCGCCCCAUCACCCGCCGCGGUGCGCGCCGGGAGGAGAAGGAGGCAGGAAGAUGGCCGCGGGGCAGCAGUGGGUGCUGGUGGAGAUGGCGCAGGCCCUGUACGAGGCGCCAGCGUACCACCUGCUGCUGGAGGCACUGCUCAUCUUGUGCAUCGUGCGUCUGCUCUUCUUCUCGAAGUCCUACCGUGUGCUGGAGCGCUCAGACCUCACUGACAAGGAAAAAGAGGAGCUAAUAGAGGAAUGGACGCCGGAUCCAUUGGUACCACCUGUGCCUCAGGACCACCCUGCACUCCACUACUCUAUUGUGUCAGGGGAGCCAGGAAAGAAAAUUGUGGUAAAUGACAAAGAGUGCAUUAACUUGGCCUCCUUCAACUUCCUUGGACUCCUAAGCAACAAGAGAGUCAAGAAAGUGGCACUUGAGUCUCUGGCGAAAUAUGGUGUGGGGACAUGUGGGCCUCGUGGGUUUUACGGCACCUUUGAUGUGCACCUCGAGCUGGAGGAGCAGAUCGCCCGGUUCAUGCGCUGCGAGGAAGCCAUCAUCUACGCGUACGGUUUCUCCACCAUUGCCAGUGCCAUCCCUGCAUACUCCAAACGCGGGGACAUCAUAUACGUGGAUGAAGCGGUGUGCUUUGCCAUACAAAAGGGCCUUCAGGCAUCCCGCAGCAACGUGAAAUACUUCCGACACAACGACGUGGCCGACUUGGAGAGGCUGCUUCAGCAACAGCAGCAAGAGGACCGCAAGAACCCGAAGAAGGCGAGCGUGGUGCGGCGCUUCCUGGUGGUGGAGGGGCUGUACACCAACACGGGGGACGUGUGUCCACUGCCUGACCUGGUGCGGCUCAAGUACCAGUACAAGGUGCGGAUUUUCCUCGAGGAGAGCCUCUCCUUCGGUGUGCUGGGGGAGACGGGCCGCGGAGUCACCGAGCACUUCGGGGUCAACAUCGAUGACAUCGACCUCAUCAGUGCCAACAUGGAGAAUGCCCUGGCCUCGAUCGGAGGUUUCUGCUGUGGGCGCUCCUUUGUGAUUGACCAUCAGCGACUGUCUGGGCAGGGCUACUGCUUCUCGGCGUCGCUGCCACCGCUGCUCGCAGCCGCGGCCAUGGAGGCCCUCUCCAUCGUCGAGGAGUGCCCAGAUAUUUUUGGCGAAUUGCGCAAGAGAAGCAAGCACAUGCACAGAGCACUGCAGGACGUGCCAGGGCUGCUGCUGUGCGGCGAGUCCCUCUCCCCUGCCGUCCACCUGCGUCUGGCCGAGCCGUCGAGAUCCCGGGAUAAGGACAGACGCACCCUGCAGAGGGUCGCAGAGCUCUGCCUGGAGGAUGGGGUUGCUUUGACACAAGCCCAAUACCUGGAGAAAGAAGAGAAAUUCACACUCCCUCCAAGUCUGAGAGUGGUGGUGAGCGUGGAGCUGACGCUUGAGGAGUUGGAUCUGGCGGCCCAGGUGAUACGAGGGGCAGCACGGCGCGUGCUCGCGGCUUGAAGGAGGACCAACGGUGAAAGAAGAGGCGCAGUUAUUUUUAACGAAAUUACAAUCGUGUAAUUUAAGUACAGGGAGCACUGAUUUGCUUUUCUAUUGCCGAAUGAGGACUUUUGGGCAUUAGGUUAGGGGGGUAACGCUCUGAGAAGGCACAAACACAAAUAACGGCAUUGGGUUUUGCACACUUGCCUGUGAUUGCUUUGAAACAUUGAUCGGCUACAAAAGCAAGAGGCUUUUGUGUCUUUUUAUUUUUCACUUUUUGUAGUAAUGGCAUUACCGUGUAGGUCUUGUGAGUUCAGCGCUGCCUCUGCACGUGCAUUGCCAAUCGUGUCAAUGGGAAGAUUCGGGGGUCACGAGGAAUCCCAGCUGAUGGCACGCGUGGGAGAAUUGUUCAGGUUGUUUACACGGAUGGUGUCACUUCUGAUAACUUUUAUACUCGUGUUCAUCGUGUGCAUUAAGGCAGACGGUUAAAAGUAAUACUUUGUAACAACUUCAUUCCAUCAACUCGGCACGAGCAUAACGGACCUUAGUUGUAAGUGCAGCAGAUACACGUUGAAAGUUUAGGUGACGUACAAAGCUGCACAACUGAUAACUCGUGUUGAAAAGCUGUCCUGAGCUGUCGACUGGACCAGGGGAGUGCUCGGCAAGUAAAUGCGUUGCCGUGGGCAGAGGGCCGGGCCUGGUGUACGUGGGAGAGCGUGCCGGUUACCGUUCAGCCGUUUUAAUCGGUCACAAUACUUGUUUUUAUCACUGAAAAUAUGGAUUAUGGCCCAAAGUAAAGAACAUUUAUAUUUUAAGUUUAAUGUUAAAUUAACAAUAAACUCUAGUUUGAGUACAACUUG